This is a messenger RNA of Apus apus (common swift), 1880 nucleotides long. It is a transcript of the gene NSUN5, whose product is annotated as NOP2/Sun RNA methyltransferase 5. Gene Ontology annotation, biological process: rRNA base methylation. Gene Ontology annotation, molecular function: methyltransferase activity. The record is from RefSeq and is a predicted model, not a curated record. The transcript has 10 exons. Bases 15 to 1412 code for a protein of 465 amino acids. Gene Ontology annotation, cellular component: nucleolus. Lineage: Eukaryota; Metazoa; Chordata; Aves; Apodiformes; Apodidae.
GGCCGGCCGGGAACAUGGCGCUGUACAGCGCGGCCGCCGCCGUCCUGGAGGGGCUGGAACGCGGCGAUGGCGGCAUCAAGAGCCUGGUGUACAACAGCCGCUUCCCGCACGUCCGGCAGCUGUACGCCCUGGUGUCCGAGACCCUCCGCUACUCGCCGGUGCUGGAGAAGCUGCUGGCGGGCGCCGCGCUGCUGCGGGCCGAGAAGAAGCUGCCCCCGCAGCUGGCGAAGGUGCUGGUGUAUGACCUGCUGUUCGGCAAGGGGCUCAAGUGCGGCGGCCGCUGGAAGGCGCUGGCCCGGCGGCAUCGGGCGCGGCUGGAGGCCGAGCUGGCCCGCCUGAAGGUGCAGCGGCAGGUGAGCAGCAACGAGGAGCUGCUGGCCCCGGCCCGGGCGGCCAGCCCGGCAGCCUCUCAGGUACCGCGCUACGUCCGAGUCAACACCCUGAAGACUUGUGUGGAUGAUGUGAUUGACUUCUUUAAGCGCCAGGGAUACUCGUACCUGGGCAAGGCAGGAAGUGUGGAGGAACUGAGGGACCUCGCUGGGAAGAAAUUCUUUCUGGAUCUUCAUCUCCCAGAGCUGCUGGUUUUCCCCCCACAGACGGACUUCCACAGCAACCUGCUGUACACUUCAGGGCACAUAAUCCUGCAGGACAAGGCCAGCUGCCUCCCCGCCUUCCUGCUCGACCCUGCUGCAGGUGCCCACGUCAUCGAUGCCUGCGCUGCCCCUGGGAACAAGACCAGCCACUUGGCUGCCCUCCUGAAGAACAAGGGACAGAUCUUUGCCUUUGACGUGGACACCAAGCGCCUGGCCACCAUGAACACCAUGCUGAUGCGGGCGGGGGUCACGGGCUUCCAGCUGGCCCAGCAGGACUUCCUGACGGUGGAUCCCAGAGACCCCAAGUACAGCAGGGUGACCCAUAUCCUCCUCGACCCGUCCUGCAGCGGCUCAGGGAUGGUGACCCGGCUGCCGCUGGAGGAGGCUGCCCCCAGCCCCGAGCGCCUGCAGGCCCUGGCCGGCUUCCAGCGCAGGGUCCUGAGCCACGCCCUGAGCUUCCCGGCUCUGCGACGCCUGGUCUACUCGACCUGCUCGUUGCACCGGGAAGAGAACGAGGACGUGGUGCAGGCUGUGCUGCAGGAGCAGGGCUCGGCCUUCAGGCUGGUGAACGCCUUCCCCUCCUGGCCCUGCCGAGGACUCGCUGCUUUCCCUGGGGCCGAGUGCUGCCUCCGUGCCUGCCCUGCAGACACCCUCACCCAGGGCUUCUUCGUGGCCGUGCUGGAGCCGUGUGGGGAAGGGGCUGCUGCCCCCAGCUCCCCGCUGGCAGCAGCCAAGGACAGCCUGCAGCACAGAGAGGUGAUGGAACCAGCAGCAGCUCCCAAGAAGAGGAAGAGGAAAAAGAAGCAGGUGAAGGAGUGAGAGAAAUGAAAUUUUUGUGAGUGCAGCACCCAGCCACAGCUGAUGGGAAACACUCCUCAGUGCUGCUACUGCCCCGGUGACAUUGAAGCCUCAUCACAACAAAGCUGCAGCUGUGGUGGGACCCUGUAACACCCUGGUCCUCCAGGACAUCAUCUAAUGCCCCAAGCCCCUGGGACACUCUGGUCCUUUGGGACCAAAUGCCAUCUCCAGAACACCCCAUUGCCAGGGGCAGGACUGCUGGCCCUUGCAGCCCCUAAACCCCAAAGUCAGCAUGUGUCCCACACACCCCCUCUUCUGUGUCCUGGGGGACUAGAGGGCUCCAUCUGGAUUAAAGGAAUUAUUUUAUCAUGUUCCCCUACUCUCCCCCCAGGAAAAAUCCUCACCCCAUCCCAAUGUGGGAUUUCAACAAAGCUUUUGACUGUCAGGAUGACACAAUAAAGUUUUGGGUUUUUUUUUUUCGUCCCUUCA